Nipponia nippon (crested ibis) is the source of this 1431-nucleotide messenger RNA. The record is from RefSeq and is a predicted model, not a curated record. NCBI's taxonomy places the organism in Eukaryota, Metazoa, Chordata, Aves, Pelecaniformes, Threskiornithidae.
AUGUUCGCAGAGACUACGAUGAGUGUAAGGCUGUCAUCAAAGAGCAGCUCCAGGAGUCUCAUGGACUGUGCGAAUAUGCAGUCUACGUUCAAGACAUGUUCCAUUCUGAACCCUCGAAGCGCUGACAACCUCAAGCAGGUGGCACGAUCGCUGUUUCUUUUGGGGAAGCACAAGGCAGCCAUUGAAGUGUACAAUGAAGCAGCUAAACUCGAUGAAAAGGACUGGGAGAUCAGCCACAACCUGGGUGUGUGCUACAUGUACCUGAAACACUUCAACAAGGCACGAGACCAGCUAAACAAUGCCCUGGAGCUCAACAGACAUGAUCUGACUUACAUGAUGCUGGGGAAAAUUCAUCUAUUGGAGGGGGAGACAGAUAAAGCCAUUGAAGUCUACAAGAAAGCCGUAGAGUUUUCUCCAGAAAACACAGACCUCCUUACAACACUGGGGUUACUUUACUUACAGCUUGGGGAUUACCAGAAGGCUUUUGAACACCUUGGAAACGCACUUACUUACGACCCAGGCAACUACAAGGCUACCUUGGCAGCUGGAAGCAUGAUGCAGGCCCAUGGAGAUUUUGACGUUGCCCUCUCCAAAUACAGGGUGGUAGCCAGCACUGUGCCUGAAAGCCCCCCGCUGUGGAACAACAUUGGGAUGUGCUUCUUUGGGAAGAAGAAGUACGUAGCUGCUAUCAGCUGCCUGAAGCGGGCAAACUACUUGGCUCCCUUUGACUGGAAGAUCUUGUACAAUUUGGGGUUAGUCCACCUCACGAUGCAGCAGUACGCAUCUGCCUUCCACUUCCUCAGCGCUGCCAUCAACUUCCAGCCCAAGAUGGGAGAGCUGUAUAUGCUCCUUGCAGUUGCUCUGACAAACCUUGAAGACAUUGAGAAUGCAAAACGUUCCUAUGAGCAAGCUGUGGCACUGGACAAGUGCAACCCCCUCGUCAACCUGAAUUAUGCUGUCCUGCUGUAUAACCAGGGUGACAAGAAGGAAGCCCUCUGCCAGUACCAGGAGAUGGAGAAGAAGGUCAAUGCACUGAAGGAGAGCAGUACUCUUGACUUUGACCCUGAGAUGGUGGAGGUUGCCCAGAAGAUGGGAGCUGCCCUGCAGGUGGGAGAGAGCCUGGUUUGGACUAAGCCUUCUAAAGAGUCUAAAUCCAAGCAGAGAGCUGCUCUGUCAGGGAAAUCCUCCAGCACUCAGCAGCCUUUGGGCUCUAACCAGGCCCUGGGUCAAGCCAUGUCCUCAGCAGCGGGGUAUGGGAAAACCAUCCAGCUUCCCCCAGGUGCUGGCGCAUCAGCUCCGCUUGCAAAGCCUCCCUCGCUGCCUCUGGAACCAGAACUGGGCUCAGAAACAAGCCCCGAGGAGACCUCGGCACCAACAGAGGCAGAGGAACAGAGGAAAGAAAAGCGCAAGAGCCGGCAGGCAGCGGACUAG